Messenger RNA from Phaeodactylum tricornutum CCAP 1055/1, 1324 nucleotides. RefSeq lists its product with no specific name. Bases 482 to 1324 code for a protein of 280 amino acids. NCBI's taxonomy places the organism in Eukaryota, Bacillariophyta, Bacillariophyceae, Surirellales, Neidiaceae. The transcript has 3 exons. The record is from RefSeq and is a predicted model, not a curated record.
CCACUUUUUGGCAUUUCACACGAGAAAUCCGAUAGUUGAGGUUUUUGUGUGUUUUCUACCGUUCAGGCCGGUUGCUGGAUUUGGGCUGCCGUUCUUCGUCGACACAAAUGCUGACGACAAAGUCCAUGCGGACCCUUCUGCUGGGAGCGGCAGGAUUCACGGCAUUGGUCAGCAUCGGCUUCCACAUUGCCGUCUUGUCGCAAUCCUCCGAAUUCUCGCGCGCGUUCGAGAAUUGGAUUCCGAACGGGGUCGGCCCCCGCCUAAACGACAAACGAAACAACAAAAGCAGCAGCACUCAACGAGAAAUUCCGUCCGCAACGUUACCGAUACCAGUCGGACCAUCCCGCACCAUGCAAUUGUGGGACGCCCCGCAACCAUCGCUACCACAGUUCGAACACAGACGGACACGGGAGUGGACGUAUCGGAUCCUAUCUUGUACCAAGGUACCGAUUGGCACGGGGACACUUCUUCGGCAUCCGUCAUGGGCAUGGCCUCCGGAUAUCGACUGGGUGUCUACCAAAGAUUCGUGGGGUCGUUGCGACGUUCCGGAUUCCAAGGUCACGUUUUUUUGGGUGUGGCACCCGACGUCGACCCCGCAAUCCUGGAAUACUUGCGUCGACGCAACGUGACUGCCAAAGUGCAAACGUGGGUCAAUUGCACGUACUCGGACAGCGAUCGCAAGAACGAUAUUUUUCAAAAGACAACCUGUGCCCAUCCCUAUCCGGACAUUAAGAUUCGGUGGAGUCGCUUUCCUUUGAUUCGAGAUUGGCUGCAAGAGUGCGCAGCCUGUACCGGUCCGGUUCUCAUUAUAGACGUCCGCGAUUCGUACUUUCAGAAAAAUCCUUUCGGACAAGGCUCUCCUACGGUAUACGGCUUGCAGGUAGUUGAAGAACACGUUACUCAGACGACGCAACACUGGUUGACCAAGUGGCCAAUCCAAGAGUGCAAGGGAGUCCAGUACGAAAAGCCUAUGCUUUGUUCCGGAACGACCGUCGGUACCCGAGUCGCCAUGCUCCGAUACUUGGAAAUCAUGUACGCUGAAAUGAAAGUUUGGAUUAACGAUACCAAGUGCCGGUUCAAUAUCAACGGUGACGAUCAGAGCAUGCACAACUACCUUUUCUACUCCGGACAGUUACCCUUCGCCAACGCUAUACCCCACCGCUCCGGUGGAAUCGUCAACACGGUUGGCGUCGAUGGUGCCCGGACGUGGAAACAACACACCAAGGAACAGCAAGAGUUGUACGGUAAAGACAUUCAGGAAGCCGAUCUCGUGUCAUACACCAAUUUGAUCGCUUUGGUCCACAAUUUCAUGGAAUGUGGCUAA